AUGUCAGUGGAAGAAUCGAUUUGCGAGGAUAAUUUUGCUGCGACGACCACGAGAGAUGCCUCUGGCCGAUUCAUUGUCGAACUUCCGGUAAAACCGUCCGUUGUGUCCAUGUUGGGAAACUCCUACGAAAUCGCCAAACGUCGCUUUCUGUCGGUGGAACGCCGUUUACAAGCCAACCCUCAACUCAAAUCCGCAUACUCGGCUUUCAUCGAAGAAUAUCUUCUGUUAGGACACAUGGAAGAGAUUACUGACAUCACGGUACCCACACAGUACACCCCCUACUACCUCCCACACCACUGUAUUCAGCGUCCGGAUAGCUUGACCACGAAGCUUCGCGUCGUGUUUGACGCAUCUUGUGUGACGGAUACUGGCAUUUCACUUAAUGAUGCGUUGAUGGUGGGGCCAGUAAUACAAGAUGAUCUUGUAUCUAUUAUUUUGCGUUGGCGAAUUCAUCAAUUUGUAUUUAUUGCCGACGUGGAAAAAAUGUUCCGUCAAAUCCUGAUGCAUCCCUCGUUUCGAUGUCUUCUGCGAAUACUCUGGCGAGAUGACCCUUCCCAGCCAAUUCGGAUCUUUGAACUGGCAACGGUUACUUACGGAACCUCUUCGGCACCAUACUUGGCCACUCGAUGCUUGCAAGAACUCUCCAAAGUAGGUCUACAGUCUCAUCCAGAUGCCGCAGAAGUUGUAAGCAAGGACUUCUACAUGGACGAUUUGCUAACGGGAUGUAGAGAUGUAGAAUCCGGAAGAAUUCUAGUCAAUCAGCUGCUCUAG
Toxorhynchites rutilus septentrionalis is the source of this 771-nucleotide messenger RNA. RefSeq lists its product as uncharacterized. The coding region runs from base 1 to 771 and encodes 256 amino acids. The transcript has a single exon. The record is from RefSeq and is a predicted model, not a curated record. NCBI's taxonomy places the organism in Eukaryota, Metazoa, Arthropoda, Insecta, Diptera, Culicidae.